GCGUUCUGCUCUAGUGAGUACAGUCAACACCUGGAUGGCAUCAAGAAAUGCACAGCACUACCCAAAGAAUUCACGACAUGGUUCUGUGGAUACUCUUACCCAUCACUCUGGCCUUCAUAUCAUUCGUAGGAACGUGGUCGGUAUAUGGCAUAGCUCACUGGAACAACCACGUGUGCUCCCUCAGUGACUGGAGCGGUGAAAAUUACUGCUCUGGAAACAACACAGUCAACUGCUGUUUCGCCCCCACUAUAAGUUCAAGCGGAACACAUGCACCGGAAAACUCACUUUUCACAGCGACCAUCAACGCUGGGUCAUUUCUGUUCCUGCUCUUCUGCAUUCUCCACCAUUCCCACGUGAUCGAGAAGCACGGAGGUCUGUCUGUGAUGAGCAGGAUGGCGGCGGUGCUGGGGGUGGUGGCCUCACUGGGAGCCUUCAUUGCCGCGAACUGUAAUCCGUACCACCUGGCCCUGCUGCACAACUUGGGCGCUGCUGUUAGCUUCGUGUGCAUCUGCUUCUACACCGUCCUGCUCACCGAACUCACAAAAAAAAGCCAGCUCUCCGGGCUUGAGACCUACCUGUACCCAUACCGCAUUGUGGCCACCAUCAUCCAGGCCAUCGUCACCAUCUGCUACACCAUUAUGUUUGCGCAGGAGGAAUACUUCUAUCGGCACUUGUCGGCCAUCUUUGAGUGGAUGCUGGGCGCAAACCUGCAGUUGUUCGAGCUCUCCUACGUCGCAGAGUUCUAUUACUUCUCCUCGUACAUGAUCUCCAACCUGCUGGGCAAGAGGGAGGAGCAAAAACCUCUCAUGUUGACCCUCUCCUGAUGGCCCCCCCAAACCAGACUCACAAAUGGACAGAGACAAUGGAGGGACGGGCCGUGGCUGGACCAACAAUAAAGUUUUUCUAUUUAUUAACUGGACUAAAGUUUUUGAGCGAGACCUCCUUCAGAUCAGAGUUUCACACUGGGAAAACAGAUGGUCAGGCUUAUCACACGGUCAGGACUAAAUCCGGACUACAUUAGCACUAAACUGGGCUCAAACCAGGACUAAACCAGAACAUAGGCUGGGUGAUAUUAUGCUUUUUUGACCCCUCCUAUUGGUCAGCCUCCAAUCACAGUUACCAUAUGUAUUAGACUGGCUGACCCGGUUCUGUUGUAUUCUCACAUUUCACCACUAGAUGCUGUCUAUGUUACUGCUGUCUGAGUGUCAGCUUUGGCCUGACAAAUCAGAGAGCACAUGGGUGAGGUAAGGGGGGAACAGGAUUCACAUCUGCCAUCUACUGGUGCGGGUGGUCGAAAAUGAGAUUUUGGCUCUAAAACAAAUGGUGAAAUAGUUUUUCAGCAUAUCUUCCACCCAACCAUUACAGGUGUGAACGCUGCCUAAUAUAAUGUGCCACUAAUACAAUUUAGUAUUCCAUGCAGUAUUCCAUUUUAAAACUGGAAAAAUGUUUGGUUUUGGCAGUUGAAUGAAUUGUACACAACUGUCUAUACAAUUCAAAACUUGGAAACGUACUACUAUGAAUCUAAACAAGGAUCUACUUGCUCUGAUGUAGAAUCAUUACUCAUCAUGCUCAGACCACGUCGAGCUGUUUCUGCAUAUGAAGAGCUGACCAACCAAUUUUACUUUAAUUUGUGUUUUGCUCUGAAUGUGAGGACUGGACUAAACUGAGGCUAAACCAGGACUAAAUCCAUUCUACACCACUGUGUCUAGAGUACACCAGAACCUAAGCAUUCUCAAACUAAGACUAAACCAGUCUAGUAAAGGAACCGCAAGUGCCAGACUAAAGAGCUACAUGUUGUUCUAAAUAGGUAACAGAUGCAUGGACUAGACCAUCUCAGACUCAAGACAAUUUAAGAUUAAAUGAAACUGAUGCAGAUGUUUAAAAGGUGUUCAGUUCUGAAGGAGGUCUCAAGCAUCUACAAUGGUACUGUUGAUUUCUGCUUUCUACUUAUUUAUUAACCCACACAAUGUCAGUACAUGUCAGGUGUCAACAGAACAAUGCAAACCGACAGUGUCAAAGUGCAUUUCAAAUGCAAAGCCAAAGACUGUACUUUAAAAGACUCUUUAUAAACUAUGAAAUACUUCUCAUGCUUUUGCACUUUAAUAAAAAUAAUAAACGUA
This is a messenger RNA of Periophthalmus magnuspinnatus, 2120 nucleotides long. RefSeq lists its product as uncharacterized. Gene Ontology annotation, biological process: protein localization to plasma membrane. The transcript has 8 exons. Bases 48 to 824 code for a protein of 258 amino acids. NCBI's taxonomy places the organism in Eukaryota, Metazoa, Chordata, Actinopteri, Gobiiformes, Gobiidae. The record is from RefSeq and is a predicted model, not a curated record.